Molecule: messenger RNA, 800 nt
Organism: Magallana angulata
Lineage: Eukaryota; Metazoa; Mollusca; Bivalvia; Ostreida; Ostreidae
Exons: 3
Coding region: 1-519 (172 amino acids)
Source: RefSeq, a predicted model, not a curated record
AUGCAAGUGGUUUUUGUUUUAGUUUUUAGUUGUAGUUUAGCUCAGCCAUGUAGGCGAGGAGAAGAUGUUGUUACGUGUUUUAGAUUUGUUAGGAGGGAGUUUGAAGGCACUAGGAUUAUGAAAAUUGCCGAUGUGAAUGCCCCACGACUAGAUCUGACAGAGUUUGAAGAUUUGGAACAACUACAGAUAGUCAAGUCCAGGCUGUCCUGCAACGCCAUAGAGAGAAAUCAAGGGACGAUAGUCAUUCUUGGCUCUAAAGAAUGCUCACAUGAUGUAACUACCGAAGAAACAACGAGCACUCUGACCAGCACGCUGACCAGCCUGACGAGAGACGUCUUAUCGAACGGCACAUAUGUUAAGCUGAUUGUCCUAUACGGAGUGAUUUCCGCCAUUUUUAUUUUGACGGCCGUGAUUUGUAUUGCCCUUGCGCUAUGGAGGAAAUGUAGGGGGCGCACCCACGCCAUAGCCGAUGCCGAAUCCCUCGUGUACUUCGAUAUGAGUGACUUUAAAGUCGAAUAAAUUGUAUAUAUUUUUUUUAUAGUGGUGACUAUUUUGAUUUGCAUUCUGGAAUGGAUUUUCCGGGAGGAAGAGGUAAUCCAACGGGAGGAAGCAGCAAUUCAGCCACGGCAAGUGCAGAUUCCCCCGCCACCAGUCCCCCGUAGAUCCAACCGUACCAGGAGACACCCCCGAAUCGCUUAUCGUAUUGACUUGUGAAUAAAGCGGACUGUGUGUGAUGUAAAUAAAAGUAUGUUGUUAUUGUUGUUUGAACUACAUUGAUAUACUUUGAAUUAAAUUGUUAU